Ostertagia ostertagi is the source of this 4026-nucleotide messenger RNA. Lineage: Eukaryota; Metazoa; Nematoda; Chromadorea; Rhabditida; Trichostrongylidae. The record is from the annotation of a GenBank genome assembly.
AUGACAAUUACCAACCAGGUUCUCUACGAUCCCACUGCACCUUUGCCCAACGCUGAUGAUUCUAAUCAAUUAGUGAUUCUUCCAGGCAAAAAGCGAAAACUACAGGAUGAGGGUCCUCUGCCGAAGAAGAAAAGUGCCACAGGCGGAAAAAAGGGCAAAAAUUUCGUCAAAGAGAGGGAGAAGCAGAAAAUUACGAAGAAAGAAAAUACAGUUGGCUGCAAUCCAACAGCGAAAGUCGAACAAAUUAACGCGGUCUGCGAUACUACGCCAUCCUCAUCCUCCGCUCCGUUAGAAACUUCGACAGUAGACGACGCUGAAGUAAAGGUCGAGACAGGUGCUACAGAGAAAGAAAACACCGCAUCCGUUGUGGAGGACUAUUCAUCUUCGGCGCAGCCAUCUUUGUCUUCUGGCACAGAGAAACCUGUUACAUGUUCCACGGCUACUAAUGGAGUUGUUCCGGUUUCCGCCCAGGAAAUAAAAACAGAGGCAGACGAUGAUGUAACCCAUCAACCACGGCCUGCUUCUAUCCAACGACAACGAGUACUUGUCGCCCGAGAUACAGAAAUUGAACGCAAACGCUCACAGUUGCCUAUAUAUUCAGAAGAAGUGCCCAUUAUGGAGACCAUCAACGACAAUAUUGUCACUGUUAUAUGUGGUGAGACUGGCUCUGGUAAAACUACACAAAUACCUCAAUUCCUUUAUGAAGCAGGGUAUGCAAGCAAUAGUCAAUUGAUUGGCAUAACUGAACCGCGGAGAGUAGCGGCAAUAUCCAUGGCGCAACGUGUUGGGGAAGAGUUGGGUUCACCGGAUGCAGUUUCAUAUCAAAUACGAUAUGAAGGAAAUCGCACGCCUCAGACGAAGAUACUAUUCAUGACUGAUGGUGUGCUGAUGAAAGAGAUGGAAUCUGAUGUAAUGCUGAAAAAGUAUUCCGCUAUCCUUAUUGAUGAGGCUCAUGAGAGGUCAAUGUACAGUGAUGUCUUGAUUGGGAUGUUGAGUAGGAUAGCGCCUCUGCGAGCAAAAACGUCGAAUCCGUUAAAGUUGAUAAUUAUGUCGGCCACACUACGAUUAGCAGAUUUUAUUCACAAAAGAUUAUUUCCCGUCUUGGAACCCAAAGUGAUAAAUGUGGAGUCACGACAAUUUCCAGUCACGGUGCAUUUUGAGAAGCGCACUCCCGACGACUAUAUGAUGGCUACUUUCAGAAAGAUACAAUAUGACUCCAGCAAGGAUGGUCAUGUGUACGUAAAAGGCAGUAAGAAAUGGAAAAAGAAGCAACUAGAAGAGGCGCAAAAUCUGAAACUAGAGGAUUUUGGUGAAGAUCGAACCCAUUCCUUCGAUGGCGAGGAUCUGCAUGAAACUGGCGCUUGUGAUACUUUAUGGGACGACUAUGACGCAGAAGAUGACAGUCAAGAAGAUGCGCUGAACAUUCCAAUGCCGGCUCCACCUGCUACUUGUGUUCCUCUGUACUGCUUGCCGUUGUACUCCUUAUUGUCCUCGGAAAAACAGCGUCGUGUGUUUGAGCCACCACCAGAGGGCACGAGGUUUUGUUUAUUUGUUCCAAUAGUCGUCUAUUGGUGUUUUUACAUUACUUCUUGUAGAAUGUGUGUGAUUGCAACGAAUGUAGCUGAAACAUCUUUAACUAUUCCUGGCGUGAAAUACGUGGUGGAUUGCGGGUUUGAGAAGCGCAGGCUGUAUGACUCAGUCACGGGCGUGUCGAAAUUUGUCGUAGAUCGAAUAAGUCAAGCGUCUGCCGAUCAACGAGCUGGAAGAGCGGGUCGCAUAGCAGCUGGCCAUGCUUACAGGCUCUAUUCUUCGGCGGUUUUCCAAACCUUCGAGAAGUUCUCUCGUCCAGAAAUCCUCGAUAAACCCGCGGAUCAACUUGUGUUGCAUUUGAAAUCGAUGAACAUUGUUAAGGUGAUAAAUUUCCCGUUUCCAUCACCACCGGACUCGGAAACGCUGGAGGUGGCUGAAGAAAGGCUUAUCAAACUUGGCGCUUUGGCGAAGACCACGAAAGACGGGAAGACAGAAGCUCGUAUUACUCCAUUGGGCAGGACGCUGUCAGUGUUUCCAUUAGCACCUGCUUACGCGAAAGUCAUAGCUAUGGCGAAUCAGCAUGACCUCAUGCCAUACGCGAUUUUGCUCAUUUCUGCGCUUUCUGUGCGUGAGCCGCUGGUGCCGGUUUCGUCGAUAAGGGGACAAACUGAUGAGGAAACAAAGGAGAAAAUGACCGCAGUAUUAAAGCUUCGAAGAGGAUGGUGUGGAAAGGGCCCUGGGCGCCGGCUGGGUGAUCUUCUUGUUCUGAUGAGAGCAGUCAUUUGUUACGAAGAAGAAAAGAUGAAUCCAUCAGCAUGUACCAAUCUGGGAUUGAGGCACAAAGCAAUGGUAGAAAUUCGACGACUCCGCGUGCAAUUAACUAAUAUUGUGAAUACAUCGUUCAAAUCGAGUGCGGAUAUCGUGAUGGAUCCGCACCUUCCUCCACCAUCUGAUGCCCAAGCGCAAAUGUUGAGGUAUGUUAAAUCCUUUGGUAGGGAUGGCGGUUGUUAUUCGCAGCGAUUCAGGCAAAUGAUGGUGGCUGGCCUAGCGGAUCGCAUCGCUCGACGAGUGGAUCGGUCAGCCGACAACGAAGAAGUACCAAAGGGUGCAUAUCAAACGAUGAAACUUCAGGAGUUCGUUUUCAUCGAUCCAUGCAGCGUCAUGUAUACUGACGAACCAGAUUAUGUCAUUUACCAGGAAAUAGUGCAGCCACAUGUUGCUGAUUUCAGAUAUGAAGCAGAUAGAGACGAAAUUGUGAAGAGUGUAGGAGUGACAUUUGGUCCACUGGAGUGGCGCCUUGAUCCUAUUGAGCGACCCAUACCUAAUGACAUUAUGCUGUAUAGGUAUUUCGCUCAGUUCCUCCUAGCAGGACAGGUAAUGCCAUUGCUAGCCCAGUUCGUUACAAAAAUGUUAGCGCCACCCACAACAAUGGUCCGAUCGUGGGCGAAACUGCAAAAGCGUACAGAGGGUCUGCUUAAUGCUUUGGUACUGAAAGAGGUUCACUCCAAGGCUGCUCUUGUUGAAGAGUUCAAGAAAAACGAGAACUACCUGCUUGAAGAGUAUUUAGACUGGUUACCGGAAUCAUUACACGACUCUCGGGAUAUUGUGAAAUGGUCGAAGCGUUUUGGGACGGUUGAAAAUGGAGGCUUCUUCACAGAUGUCUUCACCCACAAAAUGGCUCUGCCCAUCCGUCCAUCUCUUGCCCAAAAAUGGGAUAUAAUGGAGAAGGGCUUUGCGUGCCAGAAUGUGAUCAAGAAACACUCGUUACUUGACCAUCGCGUAUCUUUUGAGCUGAGACAAAUCUGUAUGGAGCUAGGAAAGUGCGCCGGAGAUCUUGAGAAGGAUGCACGUCGAUUGAUGGAUGAAUUCUACGCCUCAGAUGGUCCGAUCAAAUUCAGAACUGCUCACUUAAUCGACGAGUGGUUCUGCGCAUCUUUGGCAUUAUGUCAAGAAGGGUUCGCUCUGGUUGAUGCCCUGUCACAGGCUGGUUUAUCGAAAGAGAUGAGCAAAUGUGUGGAAGGAAUUCCUGCGUUUGUCGAACAAGUUGCCCAAUUAUUCCCUACAGAGGCUAUUUUUGACGUGGCAAUGAUGCUUACCGAUUACCCACUCAAGCGUCUCCUACGAUUACGAGCCCAAUUGUACCAGUCUGCGAUCGACUUUUACCAUAUCGUAUUAGUCAGGGAGGCUGAAGAUGAGAAGAUUACCAUGCUGCAGUCAGCGUUGCACUCGGAAAGGUUUAUAUUCCUCCUAAACGAGAAGGAAAACCUUUCGGAGCUUCUCAAGGGUUGCCAGAAAGAAUUUCGUGAUCAUAUGGAGAGAGCUCUUGAGAGUGCAUGUGAGUCGCAGAGAGGAAUCAUCGUCGAAGAGCUCGCGAGGAGUGGAUUGUUGAAGGGGCUCGGCAACCUCAACAGGCUGAACAGCUCGGCUAAGCAAGCAGUUGAAGAUGUUUCGCAGAUUUUUCCUCACUUUUCAACGCAGUACAUCCAUGUGAGUUUC